Molecule: messenger RNA, 19238 nt
Organism: Porites lobata
Lineage: Eukaryota; Metazoa; Cnidaria; Anthozoa; Scleractinia; Poritidae
Source: the annotation of a GenBank genome assembly
UUUGCCGAGUCAUGCACACUGGCACUGAAUCUCGGAGUGAUAGGUGUUAAACAAAUAGUAGUACUAUAUUCGGUGUUUGCAUAAGGCUGCAGGUUGUGUUUGUUCGAGUUUACUAGAAGAACACGAUAUCAAAAAUGUCUGUCGCGCUAUACCUUGUUCUUUGUCUCUCGGCUUUCCACUGCACCGUUUCCGCAGAUUUGUUCUCGGAGUAUGCUCAUCAUGCAGUUUUGGACACAGCGGAGAAGAUAAAGUUGUUUUGGACCGUUGAUUGGGACGCUGAAAGCGUCUCUUUUGCCUUGGAGGCGGCCACCACGGGAUGGGUUGGAUUUGGGUUCUCUGGUCGUUCUGGGCAAAUGGUUGGCAGUGAUGUCGUGAUCGGAUGGGUCAAAGACAACAAGGGAUAUCUCACGGUGAGAGCAACGAUUUGAAUUCGCAGUCGUCGAUUGUCCUCUAGGUUAUAAAUUGAAUUUAGUAGACGUUUAAUGAGACAUAUGUCUUAACAAAGUUAAGCUUCCCAUUUGAUUAUUUUGUUUUCCGCGUAUAAUGAAGAACUGGGUGUCAGUCUGCGAGCAGAUGUUUCUUCAUCGAAGGUACGCUAGCUAGCCUACGGUGAGGAAAUCACCGCUCGCGAGAUCAGUAGUAUAAGAUUACGUAAACUGACGAAUGUUUGCAAAUAGAUGAAAACCCUCAUGGAAAUCUGGAAAACUUCAACGUUUUAUUUUUCAUAUAUGUACACCUCUAAGAGCAAGUAAAGGGUUUUUACAUGCCGUGCUUAAAAAUUCCUAUUGCCCAUUGGCACGUACCUUCAAGAUAAUGACGCGUAUUUAGGUCAGUAGUGAAACAAAUGGAAUAAAAUUUCAAUUCAUAGCUAUGUAGUUACGCUUGAAAAAAAUCCGCAAAGGUCACAAGGUGAGGUACAGCGAUUAUAUGCGAUUGCUGUUGCUACCUUAAUUUGUUUUGUCUUUUUUUUUUUUUUUACGCAGUGAUUAGGGUAGGGGGCGGGCUGGAGGGCUGGGGUGAAAUUUUCAGGACACAAAACGUGACUAUUGUGUUUCAUUUUUUCGGGACUGCGGGAGUAUAUGAACAUAUUUGUGGUUUCAAUUCCAAAUGAAUAAGAAGGAAAGAGUAAUAUGACAAUAGGUAAUGGACUUCAAGGAUUAUUUUCGAUGGCGUUCUAAUGUAAAUAAUGAUGACGGAAUUUUUUUAGAAAUCAGGUCUGAAAAUGGGUGUGGAAAAUGACAUUUUUGGUCUGAAAUAGAGCCAGGAUUUGGAAAGCCGAGCGGUACGCCUCCACCAAGAAUUCCCAGGAGCACCCCCCGGGCAAAUGUAGCAGGGAUCUUUAGGAUCACUAUAAAUACCUGAGUUCUCAGGCAAUGACGUAACAGGGCCAGUCUGUGCUGGGAGCUUGAUCAAAGACUUUUUUUGUGCGACACUCGUCAACCGGAAGUGAUGCCAGUUCUCCCUUUUAUGUGCCUUGACGCUAAUAAAUUUGUAUUGCUAAGUGUCUUUACUCUUAUAAGGACAAUUUACCCAAGCGUUUGAACCAAACCAGUGCCCAAUGAUGCAAAUAAAAGUCCACCUCCGGUUGACGUCCGUCGGUCAAAAACGCUGUUGCUUAAGCUCCCCAUUUUUUUAUGAAGGAAAUAACGGCGUAACGGGGUUUCUUCGUCUACCGAUCAAAUUGUAACCUGCUUCGCGGACGCUCUAAGCCGCCUGUAUGAUACGUGGGCCGGCUGCAACGCAGCCUAAUUAAACUGUUAAGACAGCGUAAUAUGCAGAACCAUACUUUAAGUUUCACCGAAAAGAAGUAACGCCUUAUUUGACUGUGAACCUGGGCAAGAGGUUUGAUCCAACGUCCUAUACGUAAAGAUCUGCGGGAGAGGGGUAAAGAGGGCCCUGACAAUCGUUACACCCGCAGGCAAAAUACAGCUCGACUGCACACGGUGUUCUUCAGUGUUUUUAAGACUUUUACAUGGAUAGAAGGGCAGAAGACGAAUUAUUCUUCUAGGCAUCUCAAGCGACAAACUGAGCCAGUCAACCCUUUUCAGACCAGAGGGGGUGGGAAAGGUUUUUGAGCCCGCCUCAAUUAAACGUUCAAGAAUAACUUCAAAACCUUUCAAGCUAUGACCUCUGUUUCUUUGAUUUAUUAAAACCUGACUUGUGCAUUCGGUCAAAUCGAUAAUCGAUUGAUUAAUUCGAAAAUCGAUAAAAGCCGAUAGAGGAAAAAGUUGUUGCUAAUGGAUAAUUACUAUAUUAAUCGAUUUUUAUCUUUAAGUUAUCGAUUUUCAUCGGCGCUUAAAUUUCCAUGUGUUUUAGCGGCUAAGGCAAGGAACGUUUCCGGAACAUAUUAAGUACAUUAUUUAUUUGGCUUUGGACGGAUAACUUUGUAGCAAUGUCUAUUUCAUAAAUUACACUCAAGAUUCUAACGAAACAUUUUCGGUCAAUCGACUGGAUAAAAAAAGAGUUAUAAAUGAAUAAACAACUGAUUCAGCUUGCUUGCAUUAGAAAUUGUUCAAUUGAACCCUAUAUUUCAAGCGGUGAGGAUGCUGUUCAGUAUACAGUUUGUCAGCAAAACCCUUGCUUCUCAGUUCAAAAAUCAUAUUGGAAAGCAUAAUCAAAAUCAUUCUUUAAAAAUGCAAAACAAAGUCCUUAGAUAAUCAACUUCGCAACUACAUGGAAAAGAGAAGUAGCAUGACCAUUAAACUUGAUAACAAUGUGAGGAAAAAUCAUCAUUUAAAACAGAAAACCUCUGCAUAAUUGCUAAAAUAACGCGUUCUUAGGUUUUGAAGCUCGAAGGCAAUAAAAGAUCAUGAAAUCGAUAAUAUGGCUCAAAUCGCGGAUAAAAUCGAUUGCGCUGACAGCGAAAAAAGCUGUUGCUAUCGAUUUUUAUCGAUUGACUGGUAUAAUCGAUAUCAAUCAAAAAGUGAUUAUCGGCUAUUAUCGAUUUAUCGAUUGAUUUUCCGGUAUGGUUUUUAUCGAUUGCACUAGUCGGGUUAUAGACAGCACUUUAAAGUCGUUGAGACGGUACGUCAACAUUCACCAUACCAUGGCGCCGGCAAGCGAGUUUUAACAUCUAUUUUUUAAAUUUUUUUAAUUCAUUCAAAAUAGUAGAUCUUUGGGAAAGCGGAUGGCUGAAGAUCUUUCUUUGAUAAUAAAUAACUGUAUCAUGACAUCAUUACUGUUGUUAAAGAUUAUUGAUAAGGUGGCUAAAAGGUCUUAUGAUUUUACUGGAAAUUUUACUGUUUAGGUUUUUUUCGGUUUAUUUUUGCUUUAAUUCAACAAUAUUACGUCAUAAUGGCGUCCAAUUCGUCAUUGAGUUAAUCAAGUUGUGUUGGAAAUUAUGAAGCUAUUACUAGUUCCCUGUAAUAUUGGUGGCCAUAUCAUGAUUUGCUCUUUAAGUUACAGAGAGGGCUUCCUUUUGUUGUCAGAAUAUUUAUUGGCGCUACUGGUCCUCGUGUCGUCGCAUAAUGCAUCGACACAUAAACUCUUCAUCUUGUAGGACCGUUAUGCUGAUUCAAAAGCAGUGCCGCCGAUUGAUGAUCAACAGGAUUACGAGCUCACAUAUUCCCAAGAAAGCAACGGGAGGACUUUACUGAAGUUCAAGAGAAAAUUUGACACAUGUGAUUCACGUGACAGGAAACUCGAGGUGAGUAUUUUUCCGUGCCGUUUUCUUUUGACUGAAAUUCCUUUUUCAUAAUACAAACUUUUCCGCUGAAAUGGUCAAGAAACAUUAUGGGCUACAGCUACGGCGAACAACCGUGAACUAGUUUGCCUCCUACCAGCUAACUGGGACUUUUUUUUCCCCCACCGCUUUUGUGUAAUAAAUACCGCCCACGGCAAAGAUGAUGAUGAUGACGAUAUUGAUGAUGAUGAUGGUGGUGGUGUUAUUAUGACGGUUUUCACAUAAACGCUCUCAAUUUGGCCAAACUGAUAUUUUAAGAAAACAAAACUGCAAUAACUGUGGACGAAGGUCCUGCUGGUUGUCAGCGCCGGAUCUUAACAAAAAAAAAGGAAAACAACAACAACAACAACAACAGCAACAAACAAAAACGAGAAGUUCAAAGACUACUGCGAAGCUGAUAACAAUGUGUAUUGUAUUUUAUUUUCUAAACAAUUUUUCGGCUGGCCAUACCAGCCUCCUCAGGUCUACAGAUGUUACUGUAGCGGAUUACACUUUCCAUUUCACCCCCUUUUCGACCUUUCGUACCGCACUCCCCAACCAUUCAUAAUGCUGGGAUACCCUGCUUGAGCGUCAACGCUGGAUACUACUGUACAGAGACGCUGGUUUUUAUCUCCAGACCAGGCGUGUUUACUACAGUGGAACCCCGUUAAUCCGGUCACCGAUGAGUAAAAAAAAAAUGGCCGUAUCAACGGGAUGACCGUAUUAUCGGGGCAGGCCCAAAUUUCUGUAAGGGCUGUGAUGACAAAUACACCGUACAUCGCAUUCGCAUUUCUUGAACAACUGGUCUCGUUAAUAAACAACCGGAAUGUAGAUAUCGCGUACAGUAAUUGAAAAUAACUACUUAAAAUUUUCCUUUAGUACUGAUAAAAUGCUUUUAAAAUUCGGCUAUAUCGCAACAACUGCACUUCAUGUGUACCAAUCGUAGACUAACAACAUUACAAGAACAGGCUCAGAGUACUAAUAAGCAUUUUAAUUUUCUGAAUUUCGAACAAGUAUCCGCAUUAAAAAAUAAAAAUCAUAAGAAAUUCUACUGUAUGAGAUUUCAAAUGUGGCCGUUGGCCGUAUGAACGAUUUAUUUUUUCCGGGCCGAAAAAAAGUGUCCGUAAUAACGAGGUGACCGUUUUACCGAGGUGGCCGUUAGGCGGGGUUCCCCUAUAUUUAAAACACGAAGCACCCUGGUGAAAGUCUUCUGCUUAAACUUGAAACUAUUCUCACAUGGAAAACACGCAUAAAAGCUCAAAUUAGCAUCAUUGCAGUUCCCAACAUUUUCACCCGUGGCCUGGGAGAAUAAUACAUAGAAUACCCACAGACCUUGUCCCUCAGUUUAAAGAGCAGUCUGCUUGAUUAUUCAGCCAGUUCUAGUAAAUUUUAGAACUGGGCACCCUCGAUAGCAGUUCUCACCCCACUCUCCUUGGGCAUACCUCAUAUUCUCUGCUCGUCCACCGACUCGCAAAGCCUCGGGCUAAUUUUCCCACAGUUUGUGCAAGUCGAUGACCACUCAUCAGCACUAAUCAGUACUACUUACAGGGUUCCUCAAGGAUCAACUCUAAGACCGGUUUUGUUCAACCUUUACGUGAAUGACCUUUCUUCUGCUCUUCCAUCUGAAGUUGUAUGUCAUUAGUACGCGGACGACACGGCGAUGUAUACUCAUUUCCCCGGGGGGUUGGGGGGAGGGUACUCCCCUAUAAAAGAGACGGGGGCGCUCGUCGCAAAAUUUCGAUAACACCCCUAAAAGGUACCAGAAUCUUGUUUUAUGGGCGUGUCCCAAAUUCAUUUACACCCCUAAGAGGUACCAAUUCAACAACAACAAAUGUUAUAACUGGCACUGCAAAUUUUAAUAGUAAUAAAGAUAACUUUCGAACACUUUCAUCGUCAUCUGAAAGUAUUGUCAUGAAUCGUUAUCCUAAUCAGUCAUUUUAGGUUUUAGCACUUUAAGGGGUACCAAUCCACAAAUAUAAACCCCUAAAAGGUACGACGAGCACCUCCAUCACUUUUAUGGGCUCAUUUCAAGCCAUCUGAUCUUCAAGUCGACCAGUCGGUGAUUCAAGACGGGCUAAACAAGCUUUCAGACUGGUCCUUAGAAUGUAAGCUAGCUUUGAAUCCAAAGAAAACACAGGUGAUGAUGCUGUCAUUAGCUCAAAUGUCCAGGGCAACUGGACUUAAGACAUGUUUACUUAAUCCCACGGUUAACGAGAAAAGGCUCGAGCGUGUCUCAAACUUUCCUCCAAGUCAAUCAGCACCUCAACUCGAAGGAGGAGAUUAACUUGAAGAUCUCCAGCUGCUACGCUACACCAGCUGUAAUUAGAAAAUUAAAGCACUCAACUCUCUUCCAUAUCCGAAAGCAACUGGCGGAAUGCCUGAUUUUAUCGAAAAUUGACUACAAUGACAUUGUUACUCAUGUAAUCCUGUGUCCGUGUCCAGUUGGCCGCUGCAGCUUUCGUUCUUGGGCGCUAUGCGCAUACGCCGGAUGUAAUCAAACUAGGAUGGAUACCAAUAAAGGAAGGCAGAGAGAAUCAUAUUUUACUUAACACUUUUAAAGCCUUGCAUUACAAUGACUGGCCGUCCUAUCUAAGCUAGACACUCACAACCCAUCUCGGACACUGAGGUCUUCGAAAGAAACGAGGUUAAAAUUCUCCCUUGUGUCGGGUACUUUCCAGGACAGUGCCUCUAAUGUUUUUAAUUCAUUACCCUCUGCUGCAAGGAACUCUGUAGUUUUCACUGAUUUUAAAACUCAAGUGAGGAAGUAUCUGAUAAAUAGGGCAAACGUACAUUUGAUUACUUGAUUUGUAUAUAUUCUAGAUUACUUCAGCUUUUUAUUACUAUAGCUUUUUAAUAGCAUUAUUAUUAUUAUUAUUAUUUUUAAUAUUCAUGUAAAUUAUAGGUGAAGAGCACCUUUCACUUUAUUAGAAAGUGAUAAUGGCGUGAGCUUGUAAAUUAGUAUUUUAGAAUCUUUUAAUAUUUUUAUUUCAUCAAAAUUGUUUUAUUAUUAUUAUUUAUUAUGAUUAUCAUCAUCAUCAUCAUUAUUUUAAUAUCUUAUACAUUUAGGCUCAUUUGGCUUUGUGUGCUGGUGUUCCUGGUGAGAAUAUAUUUUACCAAAAAAAAAAAAGACGAGGUGGGAGAACAAUACGCCAUAAAAAAUAUCCUACCCAACUGAAAAGACUGAAAAGAGAAAACUUGCAUCACUGCAUCAUUAGAUCACAUCCCAUGUUUCCUGAAGCUUCCCAACGGAAUGUCAGAAAUUUUAUUUUCCAACCGAAAUUUCCGGUUUUUCCCAGGUAACCUGUAAGUACCCGAGGACACCGGGGGCUGAUCGUGUACUCAUUACAAGACUCGACCUUAAUUUCGCCCCUAAAUUCAGUAGUGGAGAGCAGACCAAAUUCUUGAUAAAGUGUGGUAUAAAAGUGUUGAUGAUCAUGAUUUUCUAUUAACAAAUUACUCUCAUUACAGGUUGGUUCUGCAAAGGUUGUGUUUGCAUAUCAUUCUGAGGAUCCCGUAUCACCAAUGGAUAUUAAACAUCAUGAGUUUAGAGGCGUUAAAAGCAUCCUUUUACUGAGCAGUGUGGACACAAGAAACACCAGCGAAACCGGAUGGAUGAAGAUCGAUUUGACUGCUAGAAAUGUAAGAAAAAAUGAAAAGAAAAACUGUGAGCUAUAAACAUAAAUUUGUUUGUUAAGAAUUACGAUGAAUUACACUUUUGCCAUCAGGUGAGUCCAGUUGCCUACGCUUUUUUUUUUUUUUUUGGGGGACUCCCAUAUGAAAAUUACGGGGAUGUUCGUCGUAUCGCUUCGUGGAAACUCGGCUAGGGUGGUCUCAGCUUAGAUGUUUAGGACGGAGAGCAGUUUAUGACGCAUUAACAGUUGAAUACUUGUACAAUCAAAGCUCUCGUAAGAGUAACACUUGAGGGCACGCUGAGUGAAUAAAACAUAAUGAUAAUAAUAAUAAUAAUAAUAAUCUUUAUUGAGGAUAUCAGUUUCACUGAUAAGUGAUUUACAAAAGAGUCCUCAAAUUAGGUGUUUUUGACAGGUUUUUGCAUUUAUGCAUUUAUUAUUCUUUUUAAAAUACAUAAUCUGUUUUGUCGGAGACUAGUUGGCCCCACUAGCGACAUACCUCUUUCCUUCUUUUCUUUAAUUCCAGAGUAUAGAACUCCUCGUUGUAUUUCAGGUGCAUAUUCUUUCGUAGUUUCUUAUUUUGACAUUGAUAUUUAUUUUCCUUAAGAUGACAAUACCAGGAAAUAAAUCAACAACCUAUUGGUGUACUCUACUGAAAGGUCCAGAGCUGAAAUCAAAACACCACAUCACUAAGGUACUUGGUUGAAAAGUGUACAAUGAUUCAUGCAUAACUGUAAAAAACUAAUUACCCACACCUCGUAAAAUGAAAAUAUGCCAUAGACGUUUUAACGUGAAUUUGGCGUUAGAUUAGGUUAAACUAACGGACGCAAGUGGAGUGUUUUCAAAAGAUGCUGCAAGGGGUGGUAAACGUGGUAAAUGUCUUCGAUGAGGCCAAAUGAGGGUGGGGACGGGGGAGGGGGCGGGGGCGGGGGUAAAGGAUAUGGACCCAGUUGGUGGUUUAAGUGAGCUUUGGUAAGGAAUAAAAACAAAAUGAAUAUGAAAUAACCAAAAUUUGGCGGACAGUUAUGGAAUAUACUGAAAAUUUCCAGCAAUUCUACAUGGGAUUCUGUUGACUUCCUUUCUGUAAAAUUCUACCACACAAAAAUAUACUUUAGUACAAUUUAUGUUAUUUUAAUUUGUUGAAGAUCGUUCCUCUCAUUCAAGAAGAAAACGAAGGUUUCGUCCAUCACAUGGUCAUGUACGAAUGCUUUGGUAAUUUUACUGAGAAAGACUUCGACGAGGGCGUAUCAUGUACCAGUCGAGCUAAUAUGCCUUAUCAGAAGUGCAGGCGUUAUGCAAUGGUCGCUGCCUGGGCAAUAGGAGGACAGGUGAAAUAUUCAUUAAUUAGCAAUUGGCAGCAGUUUUCCAUUAUCUGUACUCCUAUCGACCAUAGAAAUGACGUCAAAAUGUUGAAAACUCAACUGCAAAGAAUUGAACAUUUUGUCGUUUCUAUAGUCGAUAAGAGUAAGGACCAUGAAAAGUUGUUGUCGAUCUGUUUUAUUAAAAAAAUACUGAAAGUUUUGACAUGCAUUUUCGUUGAAGUUUCUUGGUAAAUCACAAGCGCGAGAAAGAGAAUAAACACAAUGUGCCACUGUCACUUCAUUUCCACGGUCUGCACUCUUAUCGAACAUAGCUUCUGACCAAUCAGGGUGCGAGAAAUCUUUCAGUUAUCCUGAUAAGUAAUUAAACAAUCAUUGUAUUUUCUCUCCUUAAAAGCUCAACUCGUUUUUUUUUUGUUGCUAUUUAGCCUGAGAGAACAGCCGACGUUUCUUGACGCCACCACUUGUUUCCCCAUGAAAUGACUUCUGAGGAACGACCGCGGAAAUUCCAUACUGAUGACGUGUCACUACCCAGAUCUGGGUAGUGUUUCUGAUGGGUGAAAGCAAAUUUCUCUCGCGCCACGACCAAUCAGAAGCAUAACUCAGAUCUGGGGAGUGACACGGCGUCAGAAAUUUCUGCAGUCGUUUCUCAGACGUCAUUUUGCGGGGCAAGCCAUUGGUGGCGUUACUAAAUGCCGACUUUUUUUUCUCAGGCUAUCGCUAUUCGGACAACGUGAAGCGUCCUCCAAUAAAUUUUCUUCUUCUUCUUCUUCUUCUUCUUGUCCUUGUUGUUGUUGUUGUUGUUCUACUUAUCCUUGUUGUUGUUGUAAGUUUUUCUUCUACUUGUUCUUGUUCUUCUUCUUCUACCUGUCCUUGUCGUUGCUGUUGUUCUUCUACUUGUCCUUGUUGUUGUUGUUUUCUACUUCGGUUCUUGUUGUUGUUCCUCUUCUACCUGUCCUUGUCGUUGUUGUUCUUCUGCUUGUCAUUGUCAAUGUUUUUGCUUUUGCCAGUCUUCUUCUUCUUUUACGUGUCCUCGUUGUUGUUGUUCUACUUGUCCUUGUUGUCGUUCUUCUUCUACUUGUCCUUGUUGUUGUCCCUGUUGUUACUGUUCUUCUUGUACACGCCUUGUUGAUGUUGUUAUCUUUCUACUUGUCCCUGUUGUUGUUGUUCUUCUGUCCUUGUUGUUAUUGUUGUUGUUCUUCUUUUACUUGUCGUUGUUGUUUUUGUUCUUCUUGUCCUUGUUGUUGUUAUUGUUGUUCUACUUUAAUUUCCUUUACUCGGUAUUAAUCUUUUCGUCUUUUUACGUUUCUCCUCAGGGUCUUUUUUAUCCUCCACAUGUAGGUUUGCCGAUCGGAUCAAGUGACUCGCCCAAGAAUUUUCUGCUAGAAACACAUUACGACAACCCAAAACUUGUUAAAGGUUUAUUCAUUUUUAUUAACAAUUAAUGCAUUUAUAAUGAGUGUUUUUUCAACAAAUACUACAAUAUUUGUCCUAGCUUAAUCAAAAAGCGAUUAGGUGGCCCUUAAAAAAUGCCUUCCAAAUUAUGUCAUGUAAGCAAAAUUCAACUUAAAACCUAUGUCAAAUGAGUAUACAGCUAUUUCAAGAAAGGUUGUCGGAAAAAGUGCACGCGACAAUCCCGAAAGGUAUUGUGGGUGAUUUUGAGCUCACUGUUUUUCAAAGAAAUUUCAAAGACUGGCAGGAGAGGCCAGAGACGUAUGUUUGCGUGUGCUAAAGGAAAGUAACAAAAGUAGGUUCGACAGCUACAGUGUCAAGGAAAAGUGCAUUGAUCAUAUCCCAUAUUACCUUUGGAGAUUGUCGCCUGCACAGUUUUUCCGACAAACUGCCUCGAAAUAGCUGUUUGCGUUAAUAAAUCAACUGAUUUGCAUUACUAACAAUGCGUGUCUCAUAUUACACCAAAGCUUUUCGCGCGGAUUAUAAUUUCGCGGAGUACUAAAAUUGGCGCACCCAGCGCUGUGCGAAAUCUAGUACUGCGCGAAUUUUAAUAUAAGUAAGGUAUAUAGUUACAAAGUUUUGAAUUGAUACACCUAAUACCUUGUCAUAGGAAAAUUAGAUGAUGAUAAUAAUAAUGAUGAUAAUAAUAAUGAUGAUAAUAAUAAUAAUAAUAAUAAUAAUAUAAAAAAAUGGUGCAAAGAACAGAUCAAUUUUUUAUAAAAAUGCGUAAUCAAGUUGCCUUUUCUAUUGGAAUAAGUAAAAACACUCAAACACGAAAACAAACACUACAGCAAUUUUAUUUUACUGGAAAAUGGUGCAAAGAACAGAUCACUUUUUAUAAAAAUGCGUAAUCAUGGUGCCUUUUCUAUUGAAAUAAGUUAAUUUGCACUUUACUGUAGCAUACCGAAGUGCCUAAAAAAACUGGUACUCUCAAUUAUUAACAUGGCUAAUUGAAUAUUCUAUCGACCCUGAUUUCUCUAAUUCUCGGAAACUAUUUUUGCUUUCCCUUUUAGAAUUCGAGUUAACGGAUUCCCACUGUAUUUCAACUUUGGACUUUUGAAUACAUCCAAAGUUGGAGCACCUUGGGUGAAUGCCCAACUGCUUAACUGAUCUUUCAUUUAAUACCCGGAUUGAUUGGUCUAAAAAAUAUCAGCAUAUACCAAGUAGAUAACAUGGAAAAGUAUCAGUCAAAAGUCAGAUUAGCUGUAAUCGGCAUUUCACGACUCCUUUGGCCAAAACCCUAUGAACGCCAUACAGAAUUGGGGCUGCACUGGUAUGACAUCUCUUAAAGGAAUGGCAGCCUAAUAAAGGCGGAAAUAACAAACUAAACCUAACUCUUUGGGAUCUCUAGGAAAAGGAGACUGCAACCACUAAAAAGACGCCAGUUCUACAAUUUUCGAUAAUUUUGCCGCGUAUACGGUGGCUUCUUAAUACAGGAUUGGACUGUUCAAUCCCUUUAUUCCUCAUAGAGUGAUUGAUUUGUUCUAAGGUCAAAAAGACAGCUCUGGCCUCACUAUCUACUACACAGACAAGCUGCGAAAGUAUGAUGCUGCGAUUGCAGCUGUUGGUGUCGCAGUAAAUCGCUGGCACAUUAUUCCUCCUAAGCAGGAAAACUGGAUAUCUGUUGGAUACUGCAUGCACCAGUGCACAGAGGUUAGUUUCUAAGACGUUUUUGGUCGAUAAUGUUAAUGUUAAGGCAAUUCCCUUGGAAAGUAUGUACAAUCCAUAGUGUUUCCUAACUUGGCACAGUUAACAGCCGUAUAAGACGUUAAAAAAUGUAAUAAAAAUCUGUGCUUAUAACAGGACUAAAAAGCGUUUUAAAACAAGGUACAUAACACUGCUUGCUGAUCAAAAUACUUUUUGAAUUUUGCUCUUUUUUUAAUCCUCAAAAUGUCGCACAAAGACGAAUUUAUUUCAAAAAUCAAUACAAGGUAGUGGAGCUUGUUAGCGGAUAUUCUUGGGUUUACAGGUAGAUGGGCCUAUAUCAGGCGUGCGCGUGUGUGUGUGUGGAGAGGUUAUAAGUUGAGGGGGGGGGGGGGGCUUUAAAGCGGCAGUUUGCGAUACAAACGAUCGCUAUUAAAGUGGACUCGGCAAAGAGGGUGACCCUUCUUCUCGAAACAGGUUUUCUUUAAAUAAAGAUAUUAGAAAAGUUCAAUUAGCUUACUGUUUUGUGAAGGUUCUCAGGAAUGUAACAUGCUUAAGUCGGCGCUCAAUGCAUGUCUAUCUUCAGGCCGCUAUUUAUUUUGCAAUAAAGUUUAGCAUUUCAAUUAAUCCAACGGCGUCAUCACUGUUUCAGGACUUGUUGAAGAAUACUGGAUUACCUGAAGGCGGGAUUAACAUAGUUGCUGCAGGACUACACACCCACUUGGCAGGUAAACGUGAUAGAGACUAAAUUGUAUAACCUAAUGUAAGGAAAUUCGGAUUCCGGAAAUCGGGUAAAUUUGUAUGGAAUCCGAAAUCCUGGAAAAUUUUGAUUGUGGAAUCUGGAAUCCUGGGUUUUGGCUCGAGGAAUCUGGAAUCCCACUAACGAUUGAAUUCCAGAAUCCAAGUUCCACUGACUGUAAUCCAGUACCUCAGGAAUCAACGGGGACUCCAAGGCGUGGAAUCCAGAAUCCACGAUUGCGUUGGAUUCCUUUACAUGGGGCGAAUUGUCGAUUGCCUGCCCUUUUACCCGACAGUCAGCCAUAAAGAGCAAGAAAAAUUGUUUAAUAUCACGACUUAACAAGAAAGAUGGCAAUGCCACUGAUGAUGACGACUAUGAUAUUUUGUUGGUUUUAUUUAUGAAGAAAGGAUCAAUUAACAUUAUUGUUGCUUUUGAUGUUGAUGCAGAUUAAUCCGUUCUGUUUUGCUCUGUUUUUGUGCUAAAAGCCCACGAAACCUUUAUUUUCGGAACAUUUUUUCCUUCAGGACGUGCAAGCUGGACUAAGCACGUUCGUAAAGGAAAAGAACUUCCUGAGAUUGCUCGAGAUGAUCACUACGACUUCAACUUUCAGGUGUGCGAAACAACAAUUUAUCUAGAGAAAUACUUUCCCGAAUAGGUGAUUCUUGUUAAAAGGUAACACGCAGAUGCUUUCAGUUUACUCGAACUCAUAAUAGUAGCACUUUUAUGUGACAGAGUGUUUUCCUUUUUUUAUAGGACACACAAAUGUUAAGAAAAGAAAUAAACAUUCAGCCAGUAAGUAAUUACAAAACUAUGAUUUCAUGAUGCACUCGAGGAGCAACUUAAAAAAAAAAACAAAACAAAACAUGAAAAAAAAAAAAAAGAAAAAAAAAACGGUUAUCAGAUUUUUGAUCAUUUAGCACGUUAGAACUGCGUUUUGAAAAACCGGCUGAGUAGAGAUAAUUCAAAUGAAAUGGCAAAUUAUCAAUAUUUUCAGGCACAGUUAAAUGAAAAAACUGUUCAGAUGCGGAUGAGAUCACAUCACUCGUUCUGUCAGUAUUGUAUACCCCAAAACAGUUUUAUUGGUAAAACAGUUAUUGGUUGCUUCUUUUCUGGCAUAUAAACCUCUUAUUUGCCAAAGCUGUACUGUACAUUGCGGACCGACAACCCUGGUCAAAACUCUUGGGACACUAACGUAAUAGCUCGUGAAAAUGUGGCAUCUUUCCCCCCUCCCCCCCCGGUGCAGUGUUGACGUUAUGCAUUCAAGUUUUAAUUCAACACAAUCAACACUUUUUGGGGGAGAAGGGGACAGCAGAAAUAUCCCCUCAUAACAACAUCCCGAGCUUUUUUUUUAGAGGUAGAAUAUGAGUUAAUUUAGCAAAGUGCCUCAUUGCGCCUAAUUUCCUCAAGUCUCCCAAGACGUUUUGACUAGGGUUGUAGUUUUUCCCGCGAUUUAUGGUACGAGCGUAAAGUGUGAGGGCUUUAAAUCGUUGGGAAAAGCAAGGAUAUUCGAUCCGUAAUUUAUUAACAGUACAGACCAAGAAAACGAACUUUUUGAAUGUUUUUCUGAGCGUGGAAAAAACCCUGAAAAAAGAGCUUUCAGUCUUAUGAAUCGGCUCCUGAUGACAGUCAGGCUUUAAAAAAUCUAAAGCAAGAAAACAAAUGCGCAUUUCUUGUUAAAGGAGCUGUGUCACAAAAUUCAGUCAAAUUAGGUAACUACAAAAUGCCCGUUAAAUUAAAAACGUAAAAAUAACCGCUUAAAACAUUAAAGGAAGGUUAAAGUAACACAACAGAUACAACAGAUGCCACGGAUGGACAAAACUGAAGAAGAUUGAAAUGGAUUGAAAUUAGGGUUUUUGAAAACUGUUCAGCCUAACAGUUCUUCAGAGUUGAUCUCUGCUGUUUGCAGCUUCAAAUCUCUGAUUUUGUCAUUUCCAUGUAAGUUCUUUUCUUAUUUUAAGUUCCAUAACGAUUGAGGGCGAGUAAUUGGAGAAAUUAAACAAAAUGAACUGGACUGCCGUGACACAGCCCCUUUAAGAAGGGUUCUAGUUUACCUUAAAUAAAACUAAAUUUUCAUUCUGAGUUUGCUUCUUUGUUACUAGACACGCUUGGAAAGAGGCAUAAUUAAAGGAAAGUGAAAGAUCGUUGCCCUUAUACUUUGGUCCGUAGCCUGAGUAGACUGUUCACAGUCCCCUAUUUUUUCUUGAGAUUGUCGAGAUAUAGCGCGCCUUACUGUUAAUGGCGGCCAUCUUGAUUCUCAAAUGUACCGACGGGGCGGGCGUCAGGGAUUAUAGUUCCAGGGUGAGGUGGGUUUUCUCGCUUCCUUCCAAACCGCCCCCACCCCUAAGUAGUUUUGACACUCAUACAAGAUGGCAGCCUGAAACGCAAAGCGCUCGAUAUUGACGAUCUUACGGAAAAAUAGAGGAGUCUGAACAGUCUGUAGACCGAGUUACGGACCGAAAAUUAACCAGUCAGGCAAAAGAGAAUUCACUUAGCAACAAAAUGAAUAAUAAUAAUUAUUUUUUUUAGGGAGACGACAUUAUUCAUUACUGUCAAUAUGAUUCAAUGGACAGAGAUAAACCGAUCGAAGUAAGUUCAUUAACUUGUCGUUUCCUCGGAAACAAUUUUCACAGGAAAAAAGCUUUCUAGCAAAAUAACAGUACUCAUGGAAGGAAAGCGAAAGGGGAAAGCAACCAACCAACCAAAUUAAAUAAUUAUAUAAAUGACCUGUUAUAUUAAUGCAUCAAAACUGGUAGCCAGCAUAAUACUAUACUUUCAAACGUAGGUAGUUGGGUAUUUCUUUUUUUUUUCUUUUUAGUUUGCCUUGUUUGUUUAUUUUCUUUCUGGCAAGAUAGUGACCAGAAAACGUCCUGAUAAGCUUUUUGGCGUCUAUGGCAAAAUUUUAGAGGCGAAUGGCCCAAAAUAAUUAAACAGUAACGAGCCAAAAAAAAAAAUAAUAAAAAAAUAAAUAAUGAUAAUAAUGAUGAUAAUAAAAUAAUAAUAAGAUAUCCCUCAACCCCUCCUCUGAUUAAAACUAGCUUGACAGAACUUAAAUUGUAAAGCGUUGAAGUCAACUUAACAUUUUGCCGUAGAACGCCGUUAAGCUUUCCGAGACGUUUUAAAAACGGGAUAAACUUGAAACAAGAAAAAAAAAUAUAUAUUAAUAACGGUAUCGAAUAAAGCCGUAGGAAGAGAUAAGAUUUCGUUCUCGAUAUAUAGAUGCGAGUUUGAGACAAAUCGAAGUAAGCGGAUUCUACGUUUUAAAUUUCCUCAGAGGAGACUGUAUUUAGACCAUGAUUUAGACUUAUUUACAGUAGAUAGAUUCGCUUUAUGUUUAUUCUUUUUUUUCGUUCAUAUGUUUAGGGAGGUGACGGUACAUACGAGGAAAUGUGUUUGGACUUCUUACUUUACUAUCCUCGUGUUAAAGGCCUCAAAUGGUGUGACACUACGUUAUAUGAACCUUCGUGGCAACUGGUUGACAAACUAUAGUAAGUAUAUUAUUUUAUAUUUUAUUAGUCUCGCUUACGUAAGCAGCCAGACUCAUAAUCUGCUACGCGUUUUUCACCCAGUGGGUUACUCUCCAUUUAGGUAUGUGCGGCGCCAAACGGUAUAUGGUUUUUUAGGCGUUUUGGUCUUAGAUACUGGGUAUCAAUUUUGACUAUUUAUUUUGGUCUUAAAUAGGGUGUGGUUUGUGCAUUCUAGUCUUGAAUUGGGUAUGCUUUUUAGAAGAAGCUACUUCUUCAUCAUUUGACGAUAAGACCAUUUCCCUUUUAAUGUUUACACCAACCGUGUACGUGCGUAACAGCUUGUCACGCGCUCAGGUCGAGCGCCUGGCUCCAGGGCUUCAGGACUGAAGUAGGGUAUCAAAUUUUUGAUCAAGUCUGAAAUAGGGCAGGGAAAAUCGCAGAUUUUGGUCCGAAAUAGGGUAAGGGUUUCAGGAAGUGUGUCGCACAGCCCUACCCAAUUUUUCUGGAAGUACUCCCCCGGGGUUUUUCGUCGUAUUUUAUACUCAAAUGGAACAUCAGUGUGCCAGGCGUUCCUAGCGGAUACCGUGGAAACUGGGACUAAGAAUCGUUGCGUGAUCGAAGCCACGCAUGUUUUGCCAAGAAAGCUUAGGAAAGAUUAAAUUUAGAGCUUUUCCGAAACGUGUCGGUCCACGAAUUCUAUCGCUUGAAAGCGUUGAUUACUCUGGAACAAGUGAACACUCAGUGACUGGUCGAAAAAAAAAAAAAGAAUCUUCAUUAGCAAAAUUGCUAUGGUCGGGUAUAGUAAACUUUCAUUGUAUGCAAAUGAGUCUUGUGAUGAGUAUGCGGUUUAUUUUCGGCGAUGAUUAAAAUGACGUGCCAUGUAAAUCACUUUUUUGAUCUCUGGCAAUGAUACAAUUUCUCUGGAACUUCCCUUAAAUUUUCGUGUAUUUAUACACGUGUAUAGCCUGCGACCGCAGACGUAUUUCCGGUCGUCGCUAACACGCGUACUAAAUCAAUUCAGAAACAGGUAAAAAGUAUCGACGACGAUGAAGUAGGAAGUGAAAAACCUUAAGCGAGUAAAUCCUGUUUGUUGUAGAAUUAAGCUCCUCCUCAUUUCUCGAUCUAAUCUUCAAGCAAGCGAGACGGGAAGCUGCUGUAAGCGCGUUUUUGUUGAAUUCUUUAUCUCGAAUAAUGUAUUUCUGGUUUUCUCAUUGGUUCCCUGGGUCUCGGUUAUCAGUCUCUUACCGACGUCUGACCCGAUGUGGAAAAUUAGUGCAACAGCGGGAGGGAUGAAGUCGGACCGUCCUACAGCGUGAAUCCUGCACAAUUACAGUCAGAUGACUUUUCUAAAAUUAAUUAAAAUUGUGCAAGACUUAACUAACUAACUAACUGACUGACUGACUGACUGACUGACUAAAUGACUGACUGACUGACUGACUAAAUGACUGACUGACUAAAUGACUUACUAACCAACAGUUUAACUAGCUUAUAAUUAAGCCAAGUAUCGAACAAAUGACUUAUGAUAAGUAACCAAACACUAAAGAAAUAUUGUAAAACUUCAUUGCCUUUUUUUAAGAGUCUUUCGCCAUACAUACUAGUUCCUAGAGAAAAUUUUACUGAGGCAAAGGCCCCCUAAACUACUUUUACCAGUAUUACUUAUAAUAUUAAUAAUAGUAAUAAUAUUUAAACAAGUAAAAUAAUACAUGAAUAAAUAGAAAUGCGGAUAAAUAAUAAUAAUAAUGGUAAUAACAAUAAAAAAUUAAUUAUUUAUGUAGUUGAUUUUCAGGUUUUUGUUACCUCAAUGAUCUAAAGAUUUCAUUCUUUUGUAUUUUUUAAACAACACCAACGACAACAACAACAAAAAGUCCAGAGGCAAACCGUUCUGAACGUUUAUACUAUAGACCUGUAUAUAGGGACAUUAAUUGGCAGGAUGCAGAAUUGGCGAAUGACCUCAGAAAGUACGAAAGUGAGCUUGAUACUUUGAUCCCUGGAUGUUGGGAAAGAAACGCAACCUCCUUAGCGGUGAGUAUCGAUUGACUAACUUGCUCUCGUUAUGGAUCUGAAAGAGCAGUCAUCUAAGGCUAAACAAACAAAAAAUAAAACGAAGAAACUUAUAAAGUUUUCGUACCAUCGGAUGCUAUGCUGUAUUGGAUAGUGGAUAGCUCUUGUGGCGGCUCGAAAACCAAAUCGGAUGGGAGCGUUUUGCACACCUAUAUCAGCGGCGUUUUCGAAGCGGUUUCUGUAACGGAGCGUAACUGCUCCGAGCCGAUCUAUCGUUAUCGUUGGUGACAGUGAAGUCAGGUGUUCAUGCCGGGCUAGCGUAGUAUACAUGUCGACAUGGUAAGCUAUCCGGUAUAUACCAGAAACAUUUGAGGAACAUCUUUUAUGAAUAAACCUUGUUUCUACAAUAAAAGAGCUACAUUUCGCGCGAUGCCAGUGCUUUAGAUCAGAGGAAAUCCGCUGAAGUACAUUCUCCUGAGAGAAAGAAAGAGAGAGAGGGUCCAGAGUUGUUUUUUAAAAUUAUUUAUUUAUUAUUAAUUUUGCCGGGGGGAGGAAGAAGACGUCCAGCGAGUAUUGUUUAAGAAGAGGCGUCGACAAUUGCAAAUGGAAAGGAAUCUUAAGCCUUUUCCUCUGUCCCGGUCCGAAACUGGGAUAUCAUCAAAGCACAAUUAAAUUCCUUUCAGUUGCUUCCUUCCGAGUUUUUUUAAAUAUAUUUUUUUCUAUUUUUUUUUAGGACGUUAAGGGUCCCCAUGCAAAGCUCAGAGUGCCGAUACCUAGAAUCACGGAACCACUACCCCCUGGGAAGACGUGUCCUGUUGAGACAUCUGGUGCUGGCAUGACUAUCUCCUGCGCCACCUAUUUUGUUGUCAUCCUGAGUGUAGUGUUUCCUAAGCUCUACUUUGAUUAAAGUGAUACAAUGAAACAAAGCUCGGUAUACUUCAGUAUGCUCGGCAAACUUCAUAUCUAACAAAAUCUACCUUCUGCCUGGCUCAACUUAGAAUACUUUAACAUUUUUCAGAGGUGAAAUCAGUGCACGAAUACGAAUUAUUUUAGAAUAUAUCAACUUCAACAGGUUUAGUGUUUCUUAAGCUCUACCUUGAUUGAAGUCAUUGACGUGUAUAUAUAAGCCUAGUAUACUUCAUGUCUAAGAAUAUUUCUGACUGAGUCAACUUAAAGUACUUAACACUUUUCAGAGGUGAAAUCAGUGCAAAAGCACAAACUUUUUUCAGUUUAUGCCAUUUUUGCGAAGUCUUAUAACAGUAGCUAAUAGUGUUUCUUAUACUCUACUUUGAUUGAAGUCUUGAAAUAAAACAAAGGCUCAAGAUCUGU